ACAAUACUUGAUUGGGAUUGGUCGAUUUUCUUACGCUUAGGUUUGACGUCCUUACGCGAUUUUAUGUGUGAAGGCCUUAACCAACGAACGAAAAGUUACCCGCCGGGCAGCAUACGGUGCAAACGUGCGUAUGUCUUGUCCGCGAUAACAACGGGUACCCCGCGAACAGCGCGAUAGCCGAGACUGGUGAUAGCGGCGAAUAUAUUCGUUAGCGCGACAUUAUAAUCGUCCGAGCAGUUAACGCAAUUUACACGCGAACACGAUUCAGAAAGGCUUCGUAAAUUUUGCACGAUCAACGACCAUACUCAGUCAACCCGAGUGCGGGAAUUUGUACUUGAGAUUUACAAUAAUAUUUUAUAUAUUUAUAUCUUAAUUAUCGUAUACGGUGAGUGCGAGAUCAUUCUACAUAAUCCGUGUCACGUCCCCAUCCACGACUUACCCACCUGUCGGCGUUCCAGAUUCCAGAUUCGAAUCCUGGCUGAGAUUCCACGAUGCACCUGAGAAAUGAGAACAACACCGAGGAGAAAAGUCUCAUGUUCAGAAUAGAGAACAACAUUUUGAUUGGCGAGGAGGUACCGAUUCACAAGACAUGCACAAAUGUCGGUGCGUUGGUAUUGGAGAAGAUGCGAAGCAGACCGGAGUUCGUCGCUCAAGUGGAGGCGGUUACCGGCACGGAAACUAUUUUCGCAGAAAUGACGGAGAAAAGCGUGAAAUGCGCGCUGUGGCUAAGAGAGCAAGCUGUUCAGCCGGGCGACAUAAUCGGCAUUUGCACUCACAAUCACUUGGAAUCAUACGUACCGCUGCUGGCGGCACUCUACGUUGGCGCCAUUAGCAAUCCUUGGGACAACGAACUUUCCCCAACGACCGCACGUUAUUUCCUCUUGCUGACAAAACCAAAAAUAGUGUUCGUGAAUGCCGAGUCGGCCAAGUGUCUAGCGCAGGUUGUCGAAGAAAACAAUCUGAACACCAAGCUAGUAGUGUUCGGCGAACUAGCAGGCUUUGAGGAUACGUCUCUGACGAGCGUCUUGCGUUCUCAGGACGCCGCAGGGAUCGACAAAUUUGAGUGUGCGAGGCUGACCAGCCCCGAUCAUAUCGCCACGAUCGUUUGCUCGUCCGGUACCAGCGGCUUUCCGAAAGGCACCGAGAUCAGCCACGCGUCCAUGAUCAAUUACAUGGCUCACGUCAAGAUCCACGACCUCCGAGAACACGUGUCAAUGUGGAUGCCUUCUAUGCGUUGGUACUGUGGUCUGUUCAUUAUUAUUAAAGCUAUUCUCGAUUGCUCGAAGAGGGUCAUAAUUCCGGAUUACGACGACGAUGAGAAGAUAUGUUAUUUCAUCGAAAAAUACGAGGUAUCCUGGUUUAGAUGCGAUUCCUGCUUCCCCAUUCGACUAGUGAAGUUCGGCAUAUUAAGCAAGUACCGACUACCAACAUUGAAAAUCCUUUUGUUUGGCGGCGCGCAUUUCCGGGGAGAGCUGCAGCAGACUCUGGUGAAACUUUUGCCACAUACCAAUGUCAUACUGAGUUACGGAAUGACAGAUUACGGUGGAUUAUGCGCCCGUCAAACGAGACACAGUAAACCGGGCAGUUGCGGAUUUGUGUGCGAAACAGGACGGUUGAAAGUGGUCGAUCCUAACACGGGAGAGACCUUGGGGGUCAACAAAACCGGAGAAAUAUGGGCCAAAUCGUCAUACAUGAUGAAUGGAUACUACAACAAUCCCGAAGCCACAAAGAACGCUAUCGAUUCGGAUGGAUGGUUGCAUACUGGCGAUCUUGGUUAUUACGAUGACGAUGGCGAAAUCUUCCUCGUCGACAGAAUGUCGGAAUUCAUCAACUAUAGAGCCAUCAAAAUAUCGCCCGCGGAAAUCGAAGCUUUGAUUCAACAACAUCCGGCAGUCCUCGAAGUCGCCGUAGUGCCAGUGCCGCAUGCUGUCGAGGAGGAACACGCCAUGGCUUUUAUCGCGAAAGUACCCGGCAAAGAGGCGACGGAGCACAACAUAACCGACUUGGUGGAGCAGAACAUGCCGUGGUACUGCAGGUUGCAUGCGGGAGUUAAAUUCAUGCAGAGGCUUCCUCGCACGGCUACAGGGAAGAUCGCUAAGAAGGAACUCAAGCAGAUCGCUAAGAGUUAUUAUAUUGUCCACGUGCCAAGCUGCGAUUACAGUUGCCAAGAAAUCUCUACAGACAUGACGAUAACCAACGAAAAAGCCAACAAGCAGUAUGUACCGUCGUUCAGAAUCGAGGAUAAUAUAUUGAUUGGCGCGGAGGAAACUCAUCCAGGAUGCACGAACAUCGGAGAACUGAUUCUCGAUAAAUUGAGGAAUAAGCCGGAUUUUGUCGGACAGAUAGAGAUUGCUCCGGGAAAAGAGAGUACCUACGCGGAAAUGAAAGAACGAAGUAUCAAAUGUGCCCUCUGGUUAAGAAAUCACGGUAUCCAAAAAGGUGAUAAGAUUGGCAUAUGGACUGGCAAUCACAUCGACACCUACGUACCAGUAUUCGCAAGUUUAUAUGUUGCCGCGAUAAUAUGUCCGUGGGAUGACAAAGUAUCGAAAAUGUCGGCGCGGUACUGUCUGUCGCUAACGUCCCCGAAAAUGGUUUUCGCGGACGCAGAGUCAGUCGAGAAUCUGGUGGAAGCAGCAAAAGAAGAAAAUCUAGAAGUUAAAGUCGUAGUUAUCGGGAGUUUACCAGGAUUCGUGUCUUUGACGGAUAUUCUUCAAGAUCGAGUCAACCCGUCAGAGAUCGAUGAAUUCCGUUGCACCGUAGUCGAUAAUCCUCAUGACACAGCGAUGAUCUGUGCUUCUUCCGGUACAACGGGUAUGCCAAAAGGAACUGAACUGUCUUAUGUGUCCCUUUACAACAGUAUCACACCCAUCGAAGAAAUUCAUAUGAUCAAUGAAGUAACAUUAACUGUACCUACGAUACGAUGGCACUACGGACUGACUGUGCUGUUCGAACUGAUUAUGUCGAACGCAAAAUGGAUUAUUGUUUCAAAUGAAGUAGCUAUGGACAAUGCCCAAAUAUGCAAAGUUGUUCAGGAUUAUGGGGUAACAUGGUUAGGAUGUGAUAUUUCAUUUCCGAACCGUGUACUCAAAUACAACAUCUUACAAAAAUAUCCUAUGUUGUCUCUGAAAAAGCUCGUUAUAACUGGUGGGCUACUUACAAAACAAACACAAGAAGCUAUCGCGAAAAUGUUGCCUCAUACCCAAAUAUUAAAUUGUUAUGGCUUGACUGAUGCCGGAGGAUUGUGCGUGAGCCAAGCGAAAAAUAGUAAACCAGGUUCCUGUGGUUUUGUGACCAAGGGAAUACGAAUAAAGAUAGUGGACGAAAAAACCGGCCAAGUUUUAGGGCCUAACGAGAGAGGUGAACUUUGUAUAAAAUCGGAAUUUAUAAUGAAUGGUUAUCAUAAAAAUCCAGAAAAAACUAAAAGUGCUAUUGAUUCAAAUGGCUGGCUGCAUACUGAAGAUAUAGUAUAUUACGACGAGGAAGGUGAAAUUUACUUUGUCAGCAGAAAUUCGGAUUUUAUUAAUUACGGGGGCAUUAAAUUAUCACCCGCGGAAAUAGAGGGUGUACUUGAAACUCAUUCUUCAGUUCUCAGUGCCGUGGUAGUUCCAGUACCAAAUGAAAUGGAUAUAGAACAUCCGAUGGCAUUUAUUCAGAAAGUAAUCGGAAAAGAGGUAACAGAAGAGGAAUUGCAUGAUUUAGUAAAUAAAAAUUUACCAGACUAUUGUAAGCUCGUAGGAGGAAUCAAAUUUAUGGACAAGCUUCCACGUGUUAGUACUGGAAAAAUUGAUAGAAAACAAUUAAAAUUAUUGGCACAAAAUUAUGCCAAUUAAAUUGAAAAAAUAUUAUAUAUAUUCA
This is a messenger RNA of Temnothorax curvispinosus, 3855 nucleotides long. RefSeq names its product linear gramicidin synthase subunit C-like. Gene Ontology annotation, biological process: fatty-acyl-CoA biosynthetic process; long-chain fatty acid metabolic process. Lineage: Eukaryota; Metazoa; Arthropoda; Insecta; Hymenoptera; Formicidae. The coding region runs from base 492 to 3830 and encodes 1112 amino acids. The record is from RefSeq and is a predicted model, not a curated record. The transcript has 17 exons. Gene Ontology annotation, molecular function: long-chain fatty acid-CoA ligase activity.